Messenger RNA from Moneuplotes crassus, 614 nucleotides. Lineage: Eukaryota; Ciliophora; Spirotrichea; Euplotida; Euplotidae. The record is from the annotation of a GenBank genome assembly.
GAAAAUAACAGGAUAGAUCACCAGAGCUGAAGUUUGAACAGAGCUUGAAAUUUAAUACUCUGGAGUCUCUUCAAGCCUCAGCCAUGGUUGAGACUCCGACUGGCAUGUGCUACAUAAAUCCGUUUCAAUUAGAAAAAUUUAAGAAUAUUUCAUAAGACCAAAUUUAUUAAAAUAUUGUUAAUAAAAACCCAAACUUUGUGCAUGACUGAGAAAACUCUAACAACUAGGCUUUAUGAGCGUUAUAUACAAUCUUUCAUGUAGGAGGAUAAAUUUAUGAGUGUUCUCAUACAAAAUUAUUGACGAAUACUGCAGAUAUUAAGUUAUUGCCCAGCACUGGUUUAGAAAAUAUUCACCCAUCUGGUAUCAUGAUGAGUCGCAGUUAUGAUAGGUAAAUUAUUUGUAAAUAACUCUAGGUGUAAAAUCUAUAAGAGUUAUCAUAGUCUUAAUUACAUCUAAAGAUCAUGUUCUACCAUCUUGCUCUAGUUGUUAUUUCUUUGACAAAUCUUUAUGAAGAUGAACUAAGAUGCACUCUGAAUCUCUCUCUGGGGGAACUCCAGAGUUUAUUAAGAGCUAAGAUGAUCGAUUUAUUCAUAGUUUAUAGCUAUUUGUACUAA